AGCUUUUUGGCCCACGCGGCUUCGUGGCGGACGAAGCGGAGGUUGGCCAAGGACAAUGUCGUCAGAUGACGGCUACAAGCUGUUUGUGGGAAGCUUACCAGCGGAUUGCACCUCAGAGGAGUUGCACGCGGUGUUUUCAACUUAUGGGGUCGUGACGCAUGUUCAUGUCAUGAAUCCUCACCCACGAUCUGGACAGAGGUGUGCCUUUGUUUUCUACACCACAAAAGCAGCAGGAGACGAUGCUUGUAAAGUCUUAGACAAUCAGUACAGGAUUCGUACUGAUGCGGCCCAACCCAUUGUGGUUAGAUGGUCCAAGGAUAGUGGCUUUGAUGCAGCCGCCAAUGGUGAUUGCGAAGAUGGACCAAGACGAAGCGAUCCACCAGAAGAUGGCCACAAACUUUUUGUUGGCAAUCUGCCUGCAGAUCUCAGUGAAGAAGAACUGAGAUUAGUGUUUGGAACAUAUGGAGAAGUUGUGCACUGCCACAUCAUGAGUAUUCAUCCUAAGUCUGGAUUGAGGUGUGCGUUUGUGUACUACAGAGACCUCCAGUCUGCAGAGGCUGCGAUUCAAUUAUUAGAUAACGAGUACCGGAUUCGAGAGAAAGCAAUGGAACCCAUCCAGGUUCGAUGGGCAAACAAAGACAGUGAACGUGAACGGAAAGGAAAAGGAGACAAAGGAGAUCUCCAAAAUGCUUGGAGAGGAGAUCUCCAAAAUGCGAGAGGAGAUUGGAUCACCAUGAGUGAUCGAAAAGGAAAGGGCGAUGGAUGGGACAGAAGAGAGUGGAGCAAUGGCAAGGGCCUUCCAGCAAAGGGGAAGGACAUGUACAGCAACGGUCUUAGAAAAGUGGGGAUCGAGUUCCAAUCUACCUGCAAUCUACGAUCGUCGUUUUCCUUUGCUACUAGUAGCUUCUUGUUACUAGUAGUAAGGCCAGGAGACUAGUAGCGUCCGAUCGCUCCUAGUAGCGACGCCCUUUGCUGGUAGCUUCUACGAUUGUCGUUAUGUCCGACCGGCCGAUUUUCCGAGGUGAUUGGUUCCCAGGAACGAAGGCAGUCAGCCACUAGGAACAAGUGCAUCGCUUCUAGUAACAAGUGCCUUACUAGUAGUAACAAGGACGCUACUAGGAGCAAAGUGCAUCGCUACUAGGAGCAAGGACGCGACUAGGGGCUCCUGGCCUUACUACUAGGAACAAGAAACUACUAGGAGCAAAGGGCAUCGCUACAUAUGAGGUGCACAUUACAGACUCUCUCAUUGAUCCUUUCUGCGUCUCCCUCUUUUUCCACUAGCAGUGCAGCAGGGUGGCAGCAAAGGCUGGCAUCCACCCUGGGAGGACAGAUCGUGGGAGAAAGGCUUUGGGAAGGAC
This is a messenger RNA of Durusdinium trenchii, 1358 nucleotides long. The record is from the annotation of a GenBank genome assembly. NCBI's taxonomy places the organism in Eukaryota, Dinophyceae, Suessiales, Symbiodiniaceae.